CACCGGGCAGUGCGCUUGGUUCGCAGGAGAGGAGUACAGCUGGGGGAAGGAGAGCUUGUUGUGGCGGCGGAUGGAGUUUCACCUCCCGGCUGUUACCGGCAGGAGCGUCAGAGACGAGAAGCGGAGGGGAGUGAGAGUUGGGAGUGAGAAGGAGUUUGUUUUUCCUUUUUGUCCCCCCUCUCUCUUUUAAACCCUGGUUACUCUUCACUUCACACUUCAGGGAUUCGCUUCGGUUCUCCCCGCUGCUCCUGAUUGCACUGCACCGGGGAGAAGUGCAGUGAAGCGGACCCGUGCAUGCCCGUGAACUUAGGAGAGCAGUGCGCGCCAGAGCUGAUCUGCAGCAUCAGUAACACCUAUUUCCACCGUGCAGCAGCAGCAGCAGCAUGCAGUGAUAGGAAUCCUUUCUGAUGCUUUCCCACACCAGACAGUGAAGAAAGGUGUCGGGGGUGGGAGGAAAGGAGGCGUAUAUGGGAGAUUUGUUGGAUUUCUAUUUCCUUGUCGUUGCAAACUUGUGUCCGGGAUGGGGAAGGAGCAGGAGCUGCUGGAAGCCGCCCGGACUGGGAAUGUCGCCUUGGUGGAGAAAUUGUUGAGCGGAAAGAAGGGAAUACUGGGGUCAGGCUCCGGCUCCAUCCCUCUGCCCAACCUACUAAGCAUGUGGAAGGGCCUGAAUGUGAACUGCACAGACAGCUCGGGAUACACACCCUUACACCAUGCAUCACUCAAUGGACACAGAGAGGUGGUGCUGAAACUGCUCCAGUUUGAGGCAUCCACAAAUGUGUCUGACAGCAAAGGUUGCUUCCCGCUACACCUGGCUGCCUGGAAGGGAGAUGUAGACAUCGUCCGUAUCCUCAUCCACCACGGCCCAUCCCACUGCCGUGUCAACCAACAGAACCACGAGAAGGAAACUGCACUCCACUGUGCAGCCCAGUAUGGACACUCUGAGGUGGUUUCAGUACUGCUGCAGGAGCUGACUGACCCCACCAUGAGAAACAGCCGACAGGAGAGUCCUCUAGACUUGGCAGCACUGUACGGCCGACUGCAGGUGGUGCGCAUGUUGGUGAGUGCCCACCCCAAUCUCAUGACCAGUCACACUCGGCUACACACUCCGCUUCACCUGGCUGCCCGCAACGGACACCACAGCACCAUCCAGACUCUGCUUGAGGCCGGCAUGGACGUAAACUGCGUGACCGAGAAUGGCAGUGCCCUCCAUGAGGCAGCUCUCUUUGGGAAGAUGGAUGUUGUUCGCCUUCUGCUUGACUCAGGGAUCGACACCAAUCUAAGAGACAGCCAAGGAAGAACGGCUCUGGAGAUUCUGAGGGAUCAUCCCGCACCAAAAUCCCAGCAGAUCACUGCUCUCAUCCAAGAAUAUAUGAUGGAUGAGAUGGAGAAGCUGAGCAUCCUGGAGGAGCCUGUCCGCACGUGUCCUGUCCCUACACCUCGAACUUCUGUUCCCUCGCCUUCCGCGUCCCCUUCACUGAGACACAAGAAUGAUGCUGUGACAAGCGAGCUGUCCAAACUGCUUCAUGAGAUCAAAAAGUGCCGGGAUAGGGACUACUCAUUCGAGGAGCUCUGCCACACCAUCUCCUCCCACUCUAUGGACAGCUUCGGUAGCGGGCGGCUGUCCGAUGAGGAGCGCCCAGAUCGACCCAACGGCACUCUGACUCGAGCCAGCAAGCGGCCGACGCCACCUCUCCCUCCGGCCAUGGAAGAAGAUGAGGCAGAAAAGAGCUGCGGUCCCACUGGCUUCUGGGAAGCACUGACUCCAUGCAAUGGCUGUCGUAACCUGGGCUUCUCCAGCCUGUCGCAGGAUUCAAAGCGUUCGGCAGAGAUCGUCACUUCUCCUUCGCUGGAUGUUUUCCUUCCAGAAGACGAGGACAACCCGUAUGAGUCUGUGACCACCGCUGUCACACGCAAACCCUCCUCUCUUGAUAUCAAUCAACGACUCAACGCCUGUCCACGCAAUGGUCACUUGUCCCAUGUAACGGUGAGUGAGGGGGAGCAUGGUAACCAUGGCAACUGCUCAACAGGACCCACACCGGACUGCUCGCCCCCCUCCCCUGACACAGCCCUGAAGAGCAUCGAGAGAGUCAUCCGCCCACAGCCCAAACAGCGCACCUCUCUGUCUUCCUCCUUGGAUGUCCAAAGGCCGGUCAACCACAGCUGUGAGCCCAGCGAGGUGAGCUCUUCCCUCGGCUACGCCAGCUUCAGCACCAGUCCCCCCGCCAGCCCUCCGCUCAGCCCCAACCAGGAGGACUCUGCAGGUUCCAACGACGACUGUCAGCUCACAGACGACAUCCCUUAUCAGCGAGACCCGACUCCUCCUCCUCCUCCCUGCUUGUCCUCCAAAUCAAACGCUCUGUCACAGGACCACAGGAAAAGCCACAUCCCAGAGGAAUUUGCAGGCCUGCUUCAUGGAUCUUCUCCAGCCUGUGAACCCCCCGAUACACCUUACCACCUUUACAGCCCCAAAUCCUUUAAAAAUACAGAUGUCCAGAGCAACUUUCUGCAGACCCCGGAGUUCAGCAUUGUGAUCGGCGGAGGAGCCAGUCAGGUCUUCUCCCGGCCAGGGAGUGAGUCAUACUCUCAGAGCUUAGCCAACGACACUCGAAAGCCACAGGUUGUGUACCGGACUAUCUUCCACACCAAGGUCAACCAGGACCAGGCUCAACCCAGAAACUGUGAACAGGUAGAUCUGCCUCGUGGAUGGUCUACCCUGAGCCACCCACCCUCUUGUUCCUCUGGUCAAAACGGAGAAGUUGCAGAUUUACGGGGAAGCCAGACAGGAGCGACAUCCAAAGACAGUUCACCUGGGAUUGGCUACGAGGAAAGGGCUUGCACCCUUGGGAGGAUGAGGUCCAUGCCACGCAGUGUGUUGGACCUGCAGCUUUCGAAAUCUCUUUCCAAGUCUGAUUCUAACCUAGUGGCAGUGUCUCCCAUACAGGAAGAGCACAGCUGGGGGUCCGGAUCACGGGGCCAGGGCCCUGGAAGUCCGAGCCCACGUGAAGGCGCCAGCCCGGAGGGGAGAUUGGAGAGAACGCCGUCUUUCACUGCUGAGUGGGAAGAGAUUGACAAGAUUAUGAGCUCCAUUGGGGCAGGAAUAAGCAGUGGAUUGGACAUUAAGGAUGGUACCUCAGGUCCCCGCUGCCCGCUGCAGUCUGUGGGCCAGUGGCUAGACUCCAUCGGCCUGGUCCAGUACGAGAACCACCUGCUGGCCAAUGGAUUUGACAACGUCCAGUUUAUGGGCAGCAAUGUGGUGGAGGACCAAGACCUGCUGGAAAUUGGAAUCCUCAACUCGGCCCACAGACAACGUCUCCUGCAGGCCAUACGGCUCUUGCCCAGGGUGAGACCUAUCGGAUACGAUGGCAACAACCCCACAUCAGUGGCAGAGUGGCUGGAGUCUUUGGAGCUCGGGGACUACACCAAAUCUUUCCUUGUCAAUGGUUACACUUCCAUGGAGCUGGUCAAAAAGAUCUGGGAAAUUGAGCUCAUCAAUGUACUGAAGAUCAACCUUAUCGGCCACAGAAAACGGAUUCUGGCCUCAUUGGGGGACCGGCUACACGAAGACACCCCACAGAAACCUCCACGGGCCAUCUCCUUACGGGAGCCCGGAGGAAACCACACUCCUCCCCAGCUCAGCCCGUCGGUAGGCCAGGCAGCGUACACAGCAGGGGUCCCAGGUGGAUCUCUGGACGUGCAGCACCUCAUGAUGCAGGCGGACGCCCGGCGCAGGCAGCGCAGCAAUGACAACUACUUUGAGGACGUGCCGCGAUCCAAGCUGGAGCGACAGAUGGCUCAAGUCAGCAUGGCAGGCGAGUGGUGUGAGCCAAUCACGUUGCGCCCGCCAAACGAGGCCACCUCAUCCACUCCGGUGCAGUACUGGCAGCAUCACCCCGAGAAGCUCAUCUUUCAGUCCUGCGACUACGAAGCCUAUUACUUGGGCUCAAUGUUGGUGAAGGAGCUGAGGGGGACGGAGUCCACACAAGAUGCCUGCGCCAAGAUGAGGAAGUCGACAGAACAGAUGAAGAAAGUGCCGACCAUCGUGCUGUCCGUGUCCUACAAAGGAGUGAAGUUCAUCGACGCCACAAAUAAGAACAUCAUAGCGGAGCAUGAGAUUCGUAACAUCUCGUGUGCAGCUCAGGAUCCAGAGGAUCUGUCCACAUUUGCCUACAUCACCAAAGACCUCAAGUCCAGUCACCACUACUGCCAUGUCUUCACUGCUUUUGAUGUGAACCUGGCCUACGAGAUCAUCCUGACGCUUGGACAGGCCUUCGAGGUGGCCUACCAGCUAGCCCUACAGGCUAGGAAGAGUGGCCACGGAUCAUCCACACUGCCCGAAAGCUUCGACAGCAAACCCAGCAAACCUGUCCCUAAGCCACGCAUCAACAUCCGCAAGUCUAUGGAGCAGCCAUCCAUGGAUCAGAAGGGCCAUGCCAACGUGCCGUGGAUUGUGGAGCCAGGUCAGGAGGCCAAAAGAGGAGUCAACACCAAGUACGAGACCACUAUUUUCUAACAUACACCCGCCUUGUCCAAUCCUGUGUGUGUGUGCCUUUCAGAGGUUGCCCUGUACCGGGGCCCCGCCCCGGAGUUGGGCACGAGCGACGCACGCCGCCGCGCCACCUCACCGGCUGAAAAAAUAAAAAUAAAAAAAUUAAAUAAAAAAAAAAACCAUCUCGCCCCGCCCCCGAUAGCCGAGCCUGUCCACUGCAUGAUGACGUUUGGCGCUGCGUUGUCUCUCUCUUCUUUCUCCUUGUCUCUUCUUCUCUCUUUUAUUUCUGCUCUCCCCCCCUCUCUUUGGCCUGGGCCACAUCCUCCUGCCUGCAGGGCUGGCGCAUGACCUUUGAACCCAGGGCUGUGGUGCACUUCUGUCUCCACCUGUAGGGGGAAUGGUCAGCUCUGUUUUUCCACUUCAUGUUUGUCGGUCAGUCAGCAGUCAACCACUCGGUUAUUCUGCUUCCAGUUCUUGUUUUUUUUGUUUCUUUUUCUUCCUGUUUAUGGGUGCAACCAUUUGGCUUCGUCUCUCUCCUCCUUUUCUCCUCCAACUGCCUCCAUCCCUCACUUUACUAUUCAUUUUAGCCCUUUUGUCCAACUGCCCCUGAUAACUUGAACAAGAUUUGAAACCAGAGCACUGCUAAGAGGCGAAACAGUGUUUUAGCUGUCUCUGAGCACCGUGUGGGAGCUGACAGUGAGGAGGGAUGUUGUUCUAACUUGACAACUGGAGGGAAAUUUAGACUUUUUAAACACUUUUUAAUCAAAGAGGAGAGCUGAACUUUGGGAGAGGUGAUGUAGCACAGUCUAACUUUGACUCAAACUGGUUCAUCCAGCAGGCUACUAGAAUGUAUUUCAACUUUUUGAUUCUUUAUAUCAGAUUAUUUUUUGGAGAUAAACUUGUAAAUUUCUUUGACAAACUAUAUUUUAAACUUGACCUGUGACACAGGAAGAUCUAGGUGAACUUUUGCUUUUCUAGCACCUUUUUUCAGCACAUGUUUGUGUAUCUGCUCAGAAUUACUUUAAUCACGUGGAGUUUUUUGUUUUUUUUUUACUUUGUUUUCAUUUUUUUUCCCAGCCCAUAAACCUUGUUUUAUUUGGGGGAAUAAAUCUUGUAUGUAAAAGGUUUAGCAUGUGGCUUGUGAAACGCAUGGUGGCCAUUUUGGAUUUGCUGAGCAGGGGGGCCAGUGGAGAGGCGGGGUGUGAGGGCUCUCUCGAUAAGUGAUGUCAUCUCAUUUGCAGGGCAAUGCCGGAUGCUCAUGUCUAUUACUGUGGAAUGCAAAGAAUGUAGCCAGCCCUAAACAUGGACCUUGUCACACACACAAUGCAAAAAGGACUACAAAGGACCCUCUUGUUCACUUUUCAAAAGGACUACAAACAUGGAUGCUACUCCACAGUGUUUAAAGUUGACUACAAAAUUUUAACGUCAUUCAUCCACGUGUUGCUAGACACAGUAAACAUCGGACCAACUAAUAAUUAAACACACACACACACACACUGACAGGACUGCAUCUUGACAGACGACCGUCUGCUCUGAAUGUACACUUAUUUGAAAGCAGCCUCAACUUUCUGCAACUCCAGCAGGAUCCGUUUUAUGCGCCCAACUGGGAGGCAUGACCUUCGAACUUUUUGGCAGGUCAGCAUCUCCAUGGAGACUGUGAGUAUGGUUACAGGGCAUGUUUAGGUAAUAGACGGCGGGCUGACUAAAGGGCAUCCCCGGGCAUGUGUCAGUGUUGGCAUGAGUUCCACGAUGUCUGGCUGGCUCUUUUGGUCCUCUUUAUUUUAUUUCUUUGUUGUUGUUUUUCCUUUAAUGUCAGAAAAUAAUAAAGAGAUAUAUGCACAAGUGUGUAAAUGACUAGCUGCAACACGCUCAAGAUGCAACGGGUGUCUCAUAAUGGAUGAAGAGCCUAUGUGAACAAAGCAUCUAGAGUCUAAAAAAAAAAAAGUAUUCUAUUCGUAUUGCCUGACAUUUUAAUGUUUAAUAUGAGAGUAUUAUAUUACCAUGAGGAUUAUGAUUAUACUUGUGCAAUUCUUGUCUACUGUUGUCUUAAUGUUACAUUAUUUUUCUAUGAUAUGCUGAAAUGAAAACCUUGGGCCUGAGAAUGAUGGCAAUCCUUUAACAAAAAAAUAAAAAUAAAAUAAAAUCCGAAACUAGGCGAUCACACUUGUACACAGAGAGCGAAUGUCGCAGGUGGCUAGCUAACUUUUAGGUCAGGUCAACUCUCCAUCAUUUCUCACGGGGCUCUACUCUUAUCUAGCAGAUGUACUAUUUUAAAAACGCAGUAUUACUGUAUUAUUUGGAUGAGAAAUCAUCCAGUUAUAAAGUGUACAUAGAUAUUUUGCCAACUCAUUGUUCAUACAUGUAAAAGAAAAGAAUAAAGGAUUUGCAGCAAAUGGCACUGGAAACAUGGUACCAAAAUAAAGGUUGGACAUUUAAAAAAAAAGUGGUAGAUUGUAGAGACUGUAUUUUGAGUGCAAACUAACAUGAAUUAUUUGGUGUCAUCACUGCUGACCAACUAAUGUACAUAGGCUUGGGCUUCCAGCACACUGAUUUUUGUAAUUUUGGCCAUUAUUUAUAUCCUUGUAAAUCACAUUAAAUAAAAUAUGACUUGUACAACCAUA
Haplochromis burtoni (Burton's mouthbrooder) is the source of this 7107-nucleotide messenger RNA. It is a transcript of the gene anks1b, whose product is annotated as ankyrin repeat and sterile alpha motif domain containing 1B. The record is from RefSeq and is a predicted model, not a curated record. Gene Ontology annotation, molecular function: protein binding. Bases 521 to 4510 code for a protein of 1329 amino acids. Gene Ontology annotation, cellular component: cytosol. Lineage: Eukaryota; Metazoa; Chordata; Actinopteri; Cichliformes; Cichlidae. The transcript is spliced from 27 exons.